UGUGGCCUGGUGAUGGGAGGAGGGAUGGGGCUUGUGCUGAGCUUCUGAGGGAAGAGAGGAGCCCCUCACCUCGGGGCUCUGGGCCUGUGCUGCAGUCUCACCCACUGCCCGCUCCUCAGAACCAGCGGAGGAGCACCUAGAGGAGCAUUCCAGGGACAGGGACCAUGUCAGACAAGAAGGAGAAGCCCCCUGAAGUGAGGGAGCCAGUUUUUUGCUAAACUUUUUCCAAAAAGAAACAAGAAAGUAGGAUUCUUAGGCCUUCUCCCCAAGGAUAUCCAACAUACAGUUGACCAGGCAGCACAGAAGGUGAGAGCCUGACAAGAGCAGGGAGAUUUGUGCCAGGCGAGGUUUGCUGGAGCUCAGCCCAGACCCCAAGCAAGAAAGCCCAGCCCUUCCAACCAGCUCUGGGAGAAGGAGGAGGCCCUGAGGCUGCUGCUGAUGGGGCUGCUCUGCUCUUUCCAGAGCUGCUUCAUCUGUGGCCAGAGCGGGGCCACAGUCUCUUGCUGUGAAGCAGACUGUGACCUGAGUUUCCACCUGCCCUGUGCCAAGCAGGGAGGCUGUGUCACCCAGUUCAUUCCACCAUACAGGGCCUUCUGCCCCACACACAGCCCAGAGCAGGCAGUGGAGGCGACUCCAGAGCCGGGCACCGAAUGCCUCAUCUGCAUGGAGCCUGUGGAGGACAGAAAGACCUCCAACACCAUGGUGUGCCCAGCCUGCAAAACCGCCUGGUUCCACAGAGACUGUAUCCAGAAUCAGGCUAUCCAUUCUGGAUUCUACAUCUUCUGCUGCCCGCAUUGUCAAAAUGAGUAUAGAUUUCUGAUGGAAAUGUUUAUCAUGGGGAUACGAAUCCCCAGGAGGUUGGUAUUUUUUUUCACAGCUCACAACACAGGUGGGUGCAAGCGCUGUGCUGUGCCAGGGCCUGCCCCAGCAGUCCUGGCCCUGCCCUGUUCCGUGAGUCCUGGGUUCAGCUUCCCGCAGGAGCUGGAAAUGGCACAGAGGGAAGAGCAGGAAUGCCCUGCAUCUGCCUGCCACUCUGCUAUCAGGGUCUCAUCAAUUUUCCCUUCCUUUCCCAAAAGAGGACCAUCAUGGGAGGAAGACGGUGCCUAUGGACAGUUAUAUGAGAGACACAGCUGCUGCAAUGCCAGCGAGUGCCUUUUUCCAGGAGGCAGGGAGGAGGCAGAGGAACAGGGGCCCUGGGAACUGCUCCUGUGCUCCUCCUGUGCUGCUGAGGCCACUCACAGACACUGCUCUGGCCUGAGGGACAGCACAAACAGCUGGGAAUGUGAUGGCUGUGCUGGUCUGGGCACAGCCUCCAGAGAUGACUCGGAGCUCAGCAUGGACAAACAGCUGGGAUUGGAACCUUCCCACAGCAUGCCACCACCUGACACCAUCAGCCCCAGCACAGGCAGCCUGGUGCCAUCAGGGCUGUCCCACAGAUCUCCAGCACCUGAGACCAGCAGCCAGGCAGAAUCAGGACAGUCUCUGGAAUCUCCCUCUCUAGAGAUCAGCAGCUCCAGCACCACCAGCCAGGCAUCAUCAGGAUCCUCCUGUGUCUCCCACAAUCUAGAAAGUGGCAGACACUCCAGCAGCCCUGGGCCUGUGUGGAUCCGACACCAUUCCCGCCUUCAGCGUCAGGCCCAGAAUCCCCACAGCCAGCCUGGACAUGGGCACUGGACCUGCAGUGCACCAUCCCGGAAUGCUGGCCCUGAUCCCGCUCCACCAACACAAUGAAGCGCACUGGAAGGCACCACGCUCAUAUGUCAGCUUCCUCCUCCUCCUUCUCUCUCUCCAUGGGCAGCAUCCAGGGCUGGGC
Messenger RNA from Corapipo altera (White-ruffed manakin), 1813 nucleotides. RefSeq names its product PHD finger protein 7-like. Gene Ontology annotation, cellular component: nucleus. The record is from RefSeq and is a predicted model, not a curated record. Lineage: Eukaryota; Metazoa; Chordata; Aves; Passeriformes; Pipridae. The transcript has 5 exons. The coding region runs from base 439 to 1731 and encodes 430 amino acids.